GCGCCGGCAGUGGUGGGAAGGCUGGCGCGAGGCGUGAGGUGGCGUGAGGCGAAGCGGGAAUCUGGCUCUGUCACGGGGGCUGGUGCUUCACGGGUUUGUGUCCUAGACAGGCGAGUGGAUCCCAGUGGGCGAGAGACAUUUUAAUCUGGAAGAGUCUUGUGAUGGGGCAGACAGUGAAGAAGUAGUAAAAUAUUCACAAGAUGAAGAUUUUUCCAGAAGGGACUUGGAAUCAAAGAUGGCUUUUUAUAUUUGACAAGAUAUAAGUUCCACAGGGGCAGGAAUACUUGUCUCUCAUCACUUGAUAUAUCCAGAAGAGCCUAAAACAGCACAAGGUCUUGUCAUCUGUAAUGAAGAUCAUUGUGAAACAGAAGAUUGAUUAAAGCCUUGUAACAUUGGACCUAGAUUAGAGAUUUAGAAAAGAAAGUCAAAAUUAGUCACUUUGGUGUUAGUGUUCCCGUUUCAUAAUAUUUAUUCUUUCUUCUAAAUAGAUUUAGGGAGUAGAAAUUAAAAUUCAAUGCUAUACCAAAGGAUAUACUAAUAUUUGUUUGGCUUUUUUUCCCUUUUUGUGAGGGAGAAAAAAGUAGAUAACGAAAAGCUAUAGUCAUUCAUAAUGAAAUAUACUAAACAGAAUUUUAUGAUGUCAGUUCUUGGCAUUAUAAUCUACAUAACUGAUUUAAUUGUGGACAUAUGGGUAUCUGUCAGAUUUUUCCAUGAAGGACAGUAUGUUUUUAGUGUUUUAGCAUUAAGCUUUAUGCUUUUUGGAACACUUGUGGUUCAGUGUUUCAGUUAUUCUUGGUUCAAGGCUGAUUUAAAGAAAGCAGGCCAAGAAAGUCAGCAUUGUUUUCUUCUACUUCAUUGCUUGCAAGGAGGAAUUUUUACAAGGUAUUGGUUUGCCUUGAAAAGGGGUUACCAUGCAGCUUUUAUGUAUGACAGCAAUACUACUAACUUCAUGGAAGAGCAAAUCGAUCUACAUAAAGAAGUUAUAGAUAGAGUGACUGAUUUGAGCAUGCUCAGACUAUUUGAGACCUACCUGGAAGGCUGCCCACAACUUAUUCUUCAACUCUACAUUCUUCUGGAGCAUGGACAAGCGAAUUUCAGUCAGUAUGCGGCUACCAUGGUCUCUUGCUGUGCUAUUUCUUGGUCAACUGUUGAUUAUCAAGUAGCUUUAAGAAAAUCCUUACCUGACAAAAAGCUUCUUAAUGGAUUAUGUCCUAAAAUCACAUAUCUCUUUUACAAGUUUUUUACAUUAUUAUCGUGGAUGCUGAGUGUUGUACUUCUACUAUUCUUAAAUGUUAAGAUUGCUUUAUUUAUGUUGUUAUUUCUUUGGUUGUUAGGUGUAAUAUGGGCAUUUAAAAAGAACACCCAGUUUUGUACUUCUGUAAGUAUGGAAUUCUUAUAUAGGAUUGUUGUUGGAUUCAUUCUUAUCUUUACGUUUUUUAAUAUUAAGGGACAGAAUACCAAGUGUCCAAUGUCUUGUUAUUAUAUUGUUAGGGUACUGGGCACUUUGGGCAUAUUGAUUGUAUUCUGGGUUUGCCCUCUCACUGUUUUUAAUUCAGACUAUUUUAUACCUAUCAGUAUCACUAUAGUUCUUACUCUUCUUCUUGGAAUUCUUUUUCUUAUUGUUUAUUAUGGGACUUUUCACCCCAACAGAAGUGAAGAAACAAAAUGUGAUGAAAUUGAUGGAAAACCAGUUCUAAGAGAAUGUAGAAUGAGAUAUUUCCUAAUGGAAUAAGCUAUUCAUUUAUGAUGUAUAUUUUCUUAUAUUUUAUUUCAUUGGUUAGUAAAGAAAAUGUGUAUUA
This is a messenger RNA of Cercocebus atys (sooty mangabey), 1799 nucleotides long. RefSeq names its product XK, Kell blood group complex subunit-related family, member 9 (gene XKR9). The record is from RefSeq and is a predicted model, not a curated record. NCBI's taxonomy places the organism in Eukaryota, Metazoa, Chordata, Mammalia, Primates, Cercopithecidae. Gene Ontology annotation, cellular component: plasma membrane. Bases 611 to 1732 code for a protein of 373 amino acids. The transcript is spliced from 6 exons. Gene Ontology annotation, biological process: phosphatidylserine exposure on apoptotic cell surface; apoptotic process involved in development; engulfment of apoptotic cell.